AUUGGGCACGACGAAGAGAUAGAAUCAGUGCCGACACUUCUUAUCACAACUGCAACAGGAGCCAAUAAGAGGUUUUCACAGAAAUGACUGAUGGGCCCCUCUGUUAACCCUAUGAAGAAUGUGGUGAACGGAUGAUCAAAACAGGACCUCAGUGGCUUCUCUUUAUUCUUCUCAAGUGUCAGGAAAGCUUUAUCAGCACUAACUAGCACCAGAGGUCACAUACAUUUUGUGCUUCACAGCAAUUGUUGGCAUUCACAGACUGGAAGAGGAACAGGGAAGCUCUCACAUUGACCAAUGUCAACCACCGCUAUGGACAACUCAACCUUACCUGGCUUAGAGGCAGCAACUGCAAGUGGGGAUGCUGUUAACCCUUUAGGGAGUUCCAAUGGCAGCUUGUCCGAAACCAGUGCCUGGGGCAUCAGUGGCAGUGGUCCGUGGCUGUUGGCGUGCAUGUUAUCCCUCAUCAUCCUGAUGACGGCUUGUGGCAACACUCUGUUGAUCGCUCUGGUGUUUGCCCAACGCUCCUUGCGCAACACCUCCAACUGUUUCCUGGUGUCUCUCUUCCUGUCUGACUUGAUGGUGGCUCUGGUGGUGAUGCCGCCGGCAAUGCUCAAUGUGCUGUACGGGGCCUGGGUGUUGUGGCCGGGCUUCUGCCCCGUGUGGCUCUGCUUCGACGUCAUGUGCUGUAGUGCCUCCAUUCUCAACCUGUGUGUGAUCAGCCUGGACCGCUACCUCCUCAUCAUCUCGCCGCUGCGCUACAAGCAGAGGAUGACCCCUCCUCGGGCCCUGCUUCUGGUGGGAGGGGCCUGGGGUCUGGCCGCCCUCACCUCCUUCUUGCCCAUCAAGAUGAACUGGCACAGCUUGGAGCUGAGCUUGUGGUACCACGCCUCCUACUUCCAGCUGUCGCAGUCCGGUGGCCUGUCCUUCCAGUGCUGUCUGCGGGUUACCUUUCCUUUUGCCCUGGUGGCGUCAGUCCUCACCUUCUUCCUGCCAUCCAGUGCCAUCUGCUUCACCUACUGUCAGAUUCUCCUGGCGGCGCGGAGACAGGCGAGGCGGGUGGCGGCGCUAAGUCAACCUCCGUACCCGCAUCAUUCGCCUGGGGAGCCUUCUCACCCUCCGUCACCAGGUGGGGGCGCCGCCGGACAUGCUCACCUCGAAGGAGAUGACUACAGUCAUCAGGAGAACCCUGUGUCACGCCACGUGCCGUUGUCGGUGAACAGCGAGCGGCGGCUGGCCCACCGACAGGGACGGAGGGCAGUGAAGGCCAGUCUGACCCUGGGAGUCCUGCUGGGCCUCUUCUUCAGCGCCUGGCUGCCCUUCUUCAUCACCAACAUGGCCCAGGCGGUAUGUGAGUGUGUUCCCCCGGCGCUCUUUGACGCCAUCACCUGGCUGGGCUACUGUAACAGCACCAUGAACCCCAUCAUCUACCCGCUGUUCAUGCGUGACUUCAAACGGGCCCUGGGGAGGCUGCUGCCCUGCUGCUCCACCCACUCGCCCCACAGACCCUCACUGGCGCUCUCCCUCUCCCUCCGCAACUCCGGUGAGCCCAACCUGCCCACGGAGCCCCCCUCCCUGACCUCCGACCCCCCACAGCCCCCCGCCACCGCCACAGACUCCGUCAACCUGUUUGACAACGACCAUGCUGGGAUUGAGCUGCCCCUGCUGUUGCCCAAUCAGGUGGACACGCUGGACUGA
Messenger RNA from Oncorhynchus gorbuscha (pink salmon), 1695 nucleotides. Its product is annotated as 5-hydroxytryptamine receptor 6-like. The record is from RefSeq and is a predicted model, not a curated record. The coding region runs from base 295 to 1695 and encodes 466 amino acids. Gene Ontology annotation, molecular function: neurotransmitter receptor activity; G protein-coupled serotonin receptor activity. The transcript is spliced from 4 exons. Lineage: Eukaryota; Metazoa; Chordata; Actinopteri; Salmoniformes; Salmonidae. Gene Ontology annotation, cellular component: membrane; dendrite. Gene Ontology annotation, biological process: chemical synaptic transmission; G protein-coupled receptor signaling pathway, coupled to cyclic nucleotide second messenger.